Messenger RNA from Aphidius gifuensis, 1234 nucleotides. RefSeq names its product cilia- and flagella-associated protein 69-like. The record is from RefSeq and is a predicted model, not a curated record. The transcript has 3 exons. Gene Ontology annotation, cellular component: non-motile cilium; sperm midpiece. Bases 66 to 1229 code for a protein of 387 amino acids. Gene Ontology annotation, biological process: positive regulation of flagellated sperm motility. NCBI's taxonomy places the organism in Eukaryota, Metazoa, Arthropoda, Insecta, Hymenoptera, Braconidae.
CAAAUCAAAUUAUUAAUUUAAAACAAUUAACAAGACAAAUUCAAAGAUUAUUAAAAUUUUGUUUAAUGAGUAUUGAAUUAUCAAUAAAUAAUGAAGAUUUUUUAUUGAAAAAUUAUGGAAAUGAAUUUUUGAAAAUUGCUAUUAAAUUACUUGAAAGAUUUACAUUAAAAAAUUCAAAUGAUUUUUUAAUUGACAAAAGAUUAUUAAUAGCACUUGGUUCAUUUAUUUGGAAAUGUAUUGUAUGGUGUCCAGAAAAUUUAAAAACGUUUGUUGAAGAUGGAGGAACAUAUUUAAUUCUUGAUACAAUUGAAAAAUCAAAUAUUUUAGUACAAAAUGUUUAUCUUGGUAUUUUGAUAGACAUGUGUCAAGGUUCAAAUUGUAUACCUCAUUUAUGUACCUGGCGAGGAGUUGAUAAAUCAAAAGGGGCAUUAUCUCUGAUGGCAAAAAUUUGGAGAGAAGAAGAAAAUACAAUUGGAACAAAAAGAACACCAGAAGGCUGUGUCAAAGAUAUAGAAUUUCCAUUGAUGGGAAUUGAUCAAUGGAAUAGUACAUUUAGAUCAAAAAGUACAUUUGAAUUUAGUCCAGCUCUAGCUGCAAUUUGGGGCUCAGUUAGACCAAAAAUAUACAGUAUCAGACAAAUAUUAAUAUCGAAUUCUGAAAUAUAUGAUAAAGUACGUGAACAUUAUAAAAUUCUUCUUGAUGAUUUACCAAUUGAGGAUUCAAUAACAUAUUGUAUAAUUGAUGAAUAUCUUCAUUUAAUACAAGGACAAAUAUGGGCUGAAGUUUUACGUUAUCUCAAACAAACUGGUGUUAAUCCUCUUGGUUCAGAUGGUGAAAUGUUACUUAUAAUGCGACAAAGACAUCGUUUAUGUGGUUUAAAAAUUCAAGAAAAACAAGAUAAAAUACUUGAUGAUGCUGAUAAAAAAGAGCUACAGCUUGAAAUUAAUGAAUUUCAUAAAAUUCGUGAGACUAAAAUUACAUCAGUUCUAGAAGCUGUUAAUCAAAUGGAUCUUUUACGUAGAACAAUUGAUGCUAAUUAUCGAAGAAAAAAAAAAGAUAAAUUGAUGAAAAUUAAAGAGUCUUCUUCUUCUCAAUCAUCAUUUACAAAAAGUAUAAAUUAUAAAAAUAAUAAUGAUGAUUUUACUCUUGUAUCACCACCAAGUUCAGCUUCAAUUUUAUCUAAUAAUUUUUCAACUGAUGAAGAGCUGUCUUAUUCAUAUUAUCUUUAAUUAAU